Sitodiplosis mosellana (orange wheat blossom midge) is the source of this 1934-nucleotide messenger RNA. RefSeq names its product probable cytochrome P450 313a4. The coding region runs from base 113 to 1615 and encodes 500 amino acids. The record is from RefSeq and is a predicted model, not a curated record. Lineage: Eukaryota; Metazoa; Arthropoda; Insecta; Diptera; Cecidomyiidae. Gene Ontology annotation, molecular function: monooxygenase activity; iron ion binding; heme binding. The transcript has a single exon.
GAUUCAGUACGCAAUUGUCAUCAGUUUGAAUUUGACCGUAGUCAGUUAAACAGUAUAGAAUUACUCAAGAAUAAAAAAAACAAAGCGUGCAUUUUAUUUAUUUAAAAAAAAAAUGAUUUUUUUAACGUCGGUUCUUUUGCUGGGUAUCACAGUGGCUUUUUGCCUAUGGAUUGAGAUAAGAAAAUGGUAUUUGAAUUGCACAAAAUUACGAGCAUAUUCAAAGCUCAAAGAGGUUCCCAUUUUUGGGAUUGGUGGCCGUUUCAUUGGACAAGACAAUGAGGCAUCAAUGCAGUCGAUUGAGAAACUAUUCUACGAAAAAGAACAACCGUUUGCUGCUUGGUUUGGUCCAACAAUUGCCAUUGGAAUCGAUGAUCCCGAAGAUAUGUACACAAUUUUGAACGCCGACCAAUGUUUGGAUAAACCAUACUUAUACUCGCAUCUGAGAAAUGAAACUGGUCUCUUUUCAUCCGGCAAGGAGUUGUGGAAACAACAUCGUCGUGCUCUGAAUCCAACAUUCAAUACAAAAAUUAUGAAUAGUUUUAUUCCCACAUUUAAUAGAAAAGCAAAGAUUUUGGUACAACAAUUGGAAAAACACAUCGGCACUCCAUUCGACAUUUAUCGGCCAGUUUUCAAAGCAUUAACCGAUAUGAUUAUGAACACUGGGCUGGGUAUGAAUUGGGAAUUGCAAACGAAACGCGGCGAUGAUCUGCACGACAUUUUUAUCGAAGUCAUGAGCUCAUUUCAAUCAAGAGUCGUACGCUUCUGGUAUAAAUGGGACUUUGUAUACAAUUUAACAAAGGCUUGCAAACGAGAAUUGGUUUUACUAGAGCAGGGAUAUCGUGUAUUGCGUAGCGUACGCGAGGUGAAGGAAAUUGAAUUAGCAGACAAAUUAGAAAAAGGUGAUGACAUAUUGGAAAAAUCCAAAGCAGAAAAUUCAUUAACAUGGAUCCAAAAGUGUUUCUUAAUGUAUCGUGAAGGAACGUUCACCGAACAAAAUUUAAUCGAGGAGAUUGAUACGAUUUUCGUGGGUGGCACCGAUACAACUACUACAACAAUUUCGUGUACGUUGAUAAUGCUGGCCAUCUAUCCGGAAUUUCAAGAAAAAGUGGUUGCUGAAUUGCAUGAAGUAUUUGACGAUGUUGAUAGUUCGGUUACGUAUGAGGAUGUGUCUAAAUUAAAUUAUUUGGAGAUGGUAAUCAAGGAGUCGUUGCGUCAUUUCCCGGUCGGCCCAUUCAUCGCACGCAAAGCCAGCACUGACUUUCCGUUUAAGGGUGGGAUAAUUCCAAAAGACUCAUUCAUCUUACUUAACAUCGCAAAAAUGCACAAAGAUCCAAAGUAUUGGGGUGACAAAGCGAACGAUUUUUAUCCGGAGCACUUUUUGCCGGAGAACUUUUCAAAAAUGCACCCUUAUACGUUUUUAGCUUUUAGUGGUGGACCAAGAAACUGCAUUGGAAUCAAGUAUGCAUGGUACGUGGCCAAAAUAAUGUUAGCGCAUUUGUUGCGUCGAUACAAAUUCACUACCCAUUUGAAAUAUGAGGAUAUUCGCACAAAAGUUAACAUUAUAUUGAAGAUAGCCAAUGAAAAUCCGAUUUGCGUCGAACGGCGAGACUGGUAGAUAAGCGACAUUUAUUUUUAAAUCAUUUUUUGAACUUUUUUCCUCUUCAGAAUUGUGUUGUUGUAAAUAAAGGUUAUUUGUAAACUAUAACUAAAUACUAUAAUAAUUACGUGGACGAAUUGAAAUGAAUGAACAAUAACAAUAGACAUGCUAUUCAUAACUGGGUUAUUCGAUACGAAAGCCAGUUUUGUACUUUUUUCAUUGGGUUUUAAUUGAAUAAAUUUGCUACAUUCUUUUUGUUCUUUUUCUAUUCACGGAAUAAAAUCAAAAGCUAUUAGCGUACGUUGAUAGUCGUCAUUGACGGAGUAAAGCAGCUAGU